Physella acuta is the source of this 2464-nucleotide messenger RNA. RefSeq names its product cadherin-like and PC-esterase domain-containing protein 1. Lineage: Eukaryota; Metazoa; Mollusca; Gastropoda; Physidae. The record is from RefSeq and is a predicted model, not a curated record.
AUGUUAGGUUUUUUGACAGCUAUAAAGGGGACCAUUUCUAUUUACUUUCCUAUAUUUGUCAUGCCAUUUAUGGCAAGCUCCGAUGUGGCGAUCCUCUUACCACAAGAUCUACUGAGCUUGUCCCCUGGGUCACCACUGCUAUGGGAGGUUGUUGUUCUUGUGACCUCACUCUCCCCACCUAGAGUUUACAUUCAUCCGGGUGGACUGGCAUGGAGUGGACUAGAAGGAUCUUCAAGCCGUAAAAACCAGAAGAAUGUUUGUCUGCUAGAACUACAUCAGCUGAUCUCAGAACUAGCCAAUGAAAAGGCAGCCACCCAAACUCUUAAAAAAGUGGAGCAGGCUAUUUUAAGAGCAAUCAGAGUGGCUGGAAAAUAUUCUAAACUUUCCAUUACAUGUGAGAGAUGUUUUCAGAUGAUCGAGGUUGUUUUUAUUUUCAAUUCAUCCUUUCACCCUUUUAUUUUUGAGAUAAAACCUAGUCAGUAUUUGGAUCACUUGAGCUCACUGAGUGAUUACCUGCUAGAGCUAAAUAUACUGGAGGACAUAACCGCUAUGGUGAUGUCAAGGGUAUCAACUGCUGAUGAUGUUUUUACAAUACUCUUUACUUUAGGAGUUACACAAUAUGACAAUAACAAGGGUCAAGUUUGUAAUUUGGAUGGUUCUAUGUGCUUGAAAGAGAAAGAUUUAAUUUUUCUUCUGGAUACAAGAAGAGAACAGAAGAGUUCUAAAAAUUGGAAAAGAUUAUAUCCUUCAUCCAUUCCAUGUGAGAUUUUUUCCUCAAAAAGUUUACUUCAAGAUGUAAACUUCCUGUCUUCACAUUUUGCAAGGCUGGAAUUAGUGGCUUUAAGCAUGGAGAAAUAUUUUUUAUGCCCAACAGAUAUUUUUGAUAAAUAUUUUAAAGAGUUGAUCACAGAUAUUAAAAACUUUGAUAUGUCUCAACACUUGUUUUCUUAUAUAGGUCCACAUUUAAGUGUUCAAGCCUGUCAAAAUGAUACUGCUGUUUCAACCCAACUACUUGCCAUCAACACCCACCCAUUUAUUCAACUGUACCCUGAGUUCUCUCCCCUGACAAGAGAGUACUUGGCCUUUGUUGAUUAUGAUUUUACCCUGGUCCAAAUUGAAGCCAUUCCUAAGCACUGUCAGGCUGUUGUCAGACUCACUGAUUUACAUGAUGGUGAUAGUUCCUAUAACUUUAGUAUUGGAGUUGGAGAGAACAACAUAGAUCUGAGAGUUAUUGUUAAAGAUAACAUGUACUUGGAUGAAGUAAACACAUACAAAAUAAAAAUACACAGAUACAGUAUUGACCACAAUGUUGACGGCAUUGAUUCCGGUACUUCAGUUUUUCCAGUUUGUCAGAUUCAACAGGACUGUUCACUGCCUGUAUCAAUCACUGAGUCGUGUGGGCUACAAACUUCAGCUUUUGGUAGCUGGAAUCACUUCAUAAAGUAUCACUCAACGUUGCCAGUUUGUGGAGGCCAACAUUUUUCUGGUCAAUGGAUGGUGCCAUGUAAAAACUGUAAUGACAGUCACUCCUGUAACUGGAGCAAAGCUAUCUGGCACCAGGCAGGCUGCAGGGAGAGAAGUCUGUCAACAAGGGAGAUACAGAAAUGUUUCUCUGGAAAAAGGGUUUUAUAUAUUGGUGACUCAACCAACCGAGGGAUCUUCCAUUACGCCAUUGAAAGGGUCAACGGGUCACUGACCCAGUGGGACAUCACACACAACAUCAAAGUCUACGACAGCCUCAACCUGGGUCAGACAGACUUUGGAUUUGCAUACUUCCCACAGUUUUGGCUACCACUAGACCAAAGGCCCUUGUUUGAUAAAGCACUUUCUCAACUUCUUAAAAGAACCUCAAAUAAUCUUGAUCCAGUUUUUGUUUUGGGAGGAGUGCAGUGGCUUACAACCAAUCACAUUGAUACUCUCAUUUCCUACUUAAAGAGGCAGGGCCUGGGUAAUGCUAAAGUUAUUGUUAAAGGAUUCGGAGCUGGGUUUUAUCAGCCUGUAAGGGGCCUCCACCAGUUAACUGCAGGUGACUACCAAAAACUGGCCAGAAAGAACCAGGAGCUUCUGUCUUAUGCAAUCAGGCAAGGUUUCUCCAUAGUGGACACAUUUAGCAUGACAAUGGCCAGGUACAAGGACUUCAUGCAAGGCAAAUGUACUUGCCAUUUUCACAAGGUUCAAGAUACAAAGAUCUCAGUGAAAAACAGACUGAGUCACACCAUAGCCAUGCCAGUGGAUCACACAAUGAGAUACCAUGUGGAAGGGGACAUAAACAGAGUUUAUUCAGAGAUGGUUAUAAAUAGGAUUUGCUCCCCUCACCAAGGGGGGUAACUUAAUUUGAUUGUUAAUAUCUAAAUGGCACAUGUGAUAUUUUAAGAAACUGUUGUUUUAAUGUGUUCUAGAAGGCUAUUAUACUUUAAUGGAUCAAUUUAUGUCUUAGACUCACACUUUAAUUAUUGAUACAUUU